Messenger RNA from Argiope bruennichi, 657 nucleotides. RefSeq lists its product as uncharacterized. The coding region runs from base 32 to 448 and encodes 138 amino acids. Lineage: Eukaryota; Metazoa; Arthropoda; Arachnida; Araneae; Araneidae. The record is from RefSeq and is a predicted model, not a curated record. The transcript has 3 exons.
UCAUUUCCCCACUUGAAAUUUUAAGAGAAACAUGAUGUCCAUUUUUCAGUCCCUGUUUGUUAUUUUUAUUGUUAGUUUGGGCGUUGCUGUUAGCAAUGCUCAAGACGCAAGUUAUGUGGAAGAAAAUACUACGUGCGCCUCUGAUUACCUGUUUCCAAUGUUCCCAGAGUGCAAAGACUAUGAAGAUAUCAUUCAAGAAAAGAGGAGAGAAUUAAUAGAAAAAGGAGAAUUGCAAGGAGACUGUCAAGAAGAUAUAGAUACUAUGGAAUGCAUAAGAAGCCAACUAUUUUACGCUCGAAGACAAAUUGCAUCUCUUCCACCAGUUGAAUGCAUGCAACCUUUGGCUGAAUUCUUGUUAGGAGAUUUAUUUGAUUAUGUUUACGAAUCAGCUUUGGAAGAUGCUAAAAGUGAAGUAAAUAAUGAAUUAGAUUAUUGGACAAAGAAAUAAACCUUUUCAAGCUUUUCGGUGGAACAUAUGCAUUUAUUAUAAGAGUAUUUAUAUUGAAGUAUUUGUUAGAUUUAAAAAUAUAAUAUUUGAAUAAAAUUUAUAUCAAUUCAAUUUUUCAAUAUUUAAAACAAUUUGACUUAUUUCUAAAAAGUCAAAUUUCAAGACUAGUCACUUACCAGUAUAUGCAUACCUGAUUUUUAGAUAAGUGU